Messenger RNA from Callorhinus ursinus (northern fur seal), 3975 nucleotides. It is a transcript of the gene CYTH3, whose product is annotated as cytohesin 3. Lineage: Eukaryota; Metazoa; Chordata; Mammalia; Carnivora; Otariidae. The record is from RefSeq and is a predicted model, not a curated record. Gene Ontology annotation, biological process: regulation of ARF protein signal transduction. Gene Ontology annotation, molecular function: guanyl-nucleotide exchange factor activity.
UCUGGGAAGCCCUGGUAAAGUAAAUGUGCCCGAAGACCUCUCAUUAGAAGAGAGAGAAGAACUUUUAGACAUUCGUCGAAGAAAAAAGGAACUUAUUGAUGACAUUGAGAGGCUGAAAUAUGAAAUCGCCGAAGUGAUGACAGAGAUUGACAAUCUGACUUCAGUGGAGGAGAGCAAAACUACCCAGAGGAACAAGCAGAUAGCUAUGGGGAGGAAGAAAUUCAACAUGGAUCCCAAAAAGGGAAUUCAGUUUCUAAUAGAAAAUGACCUGCUGCAGAACUCCCCAGAAGACGUAGCCCAGUUCCUGUAUAAAGGAGAAGGCCUAAAUAAGACCGUAAUUGGGGACUAUCUAGGUGAAAGGGACGACUUUAAUAUUAAAGUUCUUCAAGCUUUUGUCGAACUCCAUGAAUUUGCUGAUCUGAACCUUGUUCAAGCCUUAAGGCAGUUCUUGUGGAGUUUUCGACUUCCGGGGGAGGCGCAGAAGAUCGACCGCAUGAUGGAGGCAUUCGCGUCCCGCUACUGCUUGUGCAACCCUGGCGUCUUCCAGUCCACAGACACCUGUUACGUGCUGUCGUUCGCCAUCAUCAUGCUCAACACCAGCCUCCACAACCACAACGUGCGGGACAAGCCCACGGCCGAGCGCUUCGUCACCAUGAACCGCGGCAUCAACGAGGGAGGGGACCUCCCGGAGGAGCUGCUGCGGAACUUGUACGAGAGCAUCAAGAACGAGCCGUUCAAAAUCCCCGAGGACGAUGGCAAUGACCUGACGCACACAUUCUUCAACCCCGACCGCGAGGGCUGGCUCCUGAAGCUGGGAGGGCGGGUGAAGACCUGGAAGCGGCGCUGGUUCAUCCUCACCGACAACUGCCUCUAUUACUUUGAGUACACGACAGACAAGGAGCCCAGGGGGAUCAUCCCCCUGGAAAACCUCAGCAUCAGGGAGGUGGAGGACCCACGGAAACCGAACUGUUUCGAGCUUUAUAACCCGAGCCAUAAGGGCCAGGUCAUCAAGGCCUGUAAAACCGAGGCGGACGGCCGGGUGGUGGAGGGGAACCACGUGGUGUACCGGAUCUCCGCCCCGAGCCCCGAGGAGAAGGAGGAGUGGAUGAAGUCCAUCAGAGCGAGUAUCAGCAGGGAUCCUUUCUAUGACAUGCUGGCCACGAGGAAGAGGAGGAUUGCCAAUAAGAAAUAGAUCUCUCCCGGCCUCAACAGGUGAAAGUAGAAACCAAAACCCCGCAGCAGAAAGUGACUGGGAGCCUCCCCCGACACCCUGGGCCCCGCCUCGCUCAUCCCGCCGCCUCCCCGGAGGAGGCAGCGCCUGCACCGCGCGGGCCGCUUGGCGGGAGCGCCGCUCUGGGGUCGCCAAGGGCCCCGCGCAGCCGACGUGCCGACGCCCUCCUCCCGGCUCUGAGUUGGAAGCUCGUGCCCGCCGUGCCACACGUGCUCACCCGGGGCUGCGUUCACCGUUCUAGAAGCCGCUGUUUUGUAUCAGACAAGGAAGGAAAAGCUACCACUUUUUUAUUCAGAGUUUUUUUCUCAGAUAUAUAGGAUUAUAGCUUUUAUAUGCCUUUUUAUAUUCUGAAAUUAUAACGAAAGAUACUUUCUAGCAGUAGUAUUUUUAGAAUGGCAGCUAUAAAUAUAACUCCUGGACACAAGUAUAUACUGUGCACUGAAGAAAAAUUCUGUCCACACAACAUGCGCGGCACCGCCCGGGGGCCGGGGGCGGGUGUGCGGGCUGCUCUGCGGGCGCCCUCGUCCCGCGCGUCCCUGGCCAGGCCCCCUGGGGCUCCUCUUCCGCUCAGAUCACUUUCUAAAGGCAGGUCGUUAGAAGUGAUGGUUCUGGGUGUUUCUCUUGUAACCGCGGUCCCGGCACCGGCUCGGUCUGUGUGUUGAGCCCCAUGAAACGGCUGCUGUUGGCCUGUUCGGACCCCCCCACCGGCAGUUCCAUGUGGUUCACCGGAACCAUGGUUCCGACCAGCUUCCGACCAGUCUUCGCUGUUUAAAACCUGUCGGCAAAACAAAUGCUUCUUUUACUGACCUGGUGAUAAUUUGACUCGAUCUCUUGAUGUAACGGAUAGACAAGUAACUAGAGCGAAUCUCAUUUCACGUUUUCAGAGACUUACUCUCUCGCCAGGAGCAGGGAGAGAGCACGGUGUGGGAUGGAGGCACGGGGCACUUAGGGUUUCCUGUAAAUAGUGUAAAACCCCCAGUACAUGCUGGUGGUGGAACUUGAGUAGAUCCACCAUCAGGCGGCCGUCGGGUUGCUGUUGAUCUAAUAGUAGGUGCUCAGGACGUCUGCCGGGGGGAGGAUGGAUCCCCGAGCAGGAUGGGGCUGCGGCGCGGUUGGGGUGCUGUGUGCUGGGUCGCCGCCUCCGGGUCUUCGGGACGGGCCCCGUGCCCACGCCGUGGUCCCUGCCCCGCUGCGUGGGCACACCCUGCCUCUGCGCCCUUUGGCGUCACGAACUGUCCCGCACAGGGUGAGAGUCCCAGAAAGCGGACCUGAGACCGUCAGCACCCGUGUGAAGAUUGUCAGUACGAGUAACUGUUCCUGUGAGUUGCCUUGGUGCUGGAACUGACCGGCUGCGGGCCCCUGGCCUCGGCACCACUGACCUUGACGUAGCUUUAAAGCGCUAGAUGCAAAAGGGGUCUGAGCCCAGGACCCUCUGACCUGCAUCAGACUGAUAUUUUUGUUUCAUUCCCAAGCUUUUAGGCUUUGUUACUGUACCGAUACCUCAAAUUCGAAACUUCAGUUUUUGAGAAAGGCACGUCAGCAUUCUCGAAGUGCCCGGCUGGUAUAUAUGCAACUCUGGCCUCCCGUCUUCCAUGAACAGAUGGCGCCUGGAGCCCGCGGCCCAGCACUGCUCAAGGGCGCUCCAGCGGCGCCGGCCACAGCCGUAACACACCCGGGGGAGACCGUGCCUCUCUCCUUGUGUGCCCCAGGUAGGCCCCGGGGAGAUAGGGCUCUCUCGCUGGGCUUUGGCCUCAGUGGGGGUGGGAGAACCAAGCUUAGGGAAAGCCCCGUGGGAAUGGCUCCUCUGGGCGCCUGUGAAGGCGCGGCCCGUUCCGGCUGUUUCCCCGGGAGCCUACCCGGGGCAGAGGCAGAGGCAGAGGCCGCCGUGCUUAGACUCUGGGGAACCUGCCAUCCGUGUUAGGGGAGGUCCUCGAAUUCCAGGUUUUGUUGUGACAGUAUUAACACACCGGCAUACAAGUCCGGGGUGCCCAGCCGGGCAGCGGGGCUGUGCGGGGCUGUGCGGGGCUGUGCGGGGCUGGCUGCGGCCAAACCUCAACAGGGCCGUGUUCCUCCUCCUUUCCCCCGCCGCCCACGUCCGCACGCAGUGCUUGAAUUUUAGCCCCAACUCUGGCCAAAGACAAGCUUUCCUCCAGAGGCCAAGGGCAGGAGGCGGUGGAGGGAGUGCGGCGGGCGGAUGACCACUGCCCCCCCCCCCCCCCCCCCCCCGCCCCCCAGCCUUGGUUAACACUUGAGGUUGAAUUGGACGACCCUGGACCCAGGCAAUCAACAGUGUCUUCAGGAUUACGGAGCAACUUUCAACAGUUUAAUGUGGUACCAAACCGAAUCAAAAUAGGAGCUAUUUAUAGAUGAAGCAGCAUUUAGUGCUUCAUAUAAAGCAAUGCAUAUUUUUAAAAAAAUUAAAAUGCAUAUUAUCUACAUAGAUGUGCUUUGCUGAGAAGUUAGGUCUGUUGUAGACCUGAAACCACACGUUGUGAUUUCACAUUUUCUUAUUUUUUCUUAGACAUUUCUAAUUACAGUAAAUAUAGUUAAUAUGUAAAUAAUGUACAAAGAGAUUUCUCGAGUGUUUGUUAUUCAAUGUAUAUAUUUCCACAAGUUGCAUGAAGAAAUAUCUUAUUAUCUAUCGAUAUUUUGUUGUAAAAUGAAUAGCAAAAUUGGAAGGUGUAUGGCCAUCAACUUGCAAAUACUGUGUUCACAAAAUAAAAAAAUGCAUUGUUCAAAGACUA